Molecule: messenger RNA, 1075 nt
Organism: Capsicum annuum
Lineage: Eukaryota; Viridiplantae; Streptophyta; Magnoliopsida; Solanales; Solanaceae
Product: mitotic spindle checkpoint protein MAD2
Exons: 6
Coding region: 296-922 (208 amino acids)
Biological process (GO): mitotic spindle assembly checkpoint signaling
Cellular component (GO): cytoplasm; nucleoplasm; kinetochore
Source: RefSeq, a predicted model, not a curated record
AUGAAUAUUUGUACCUUUAGCAAAGCAAUCACCAUUAAAGAGUUGUACCUCAUUGGGGCCCAAUUUUGCAUUAGCCCAUCUUUAGUGUGAAGUGGGAGACGGAAAGAAGUGUGACUUGACCGUUGUUACUGUGUCAUUUCCCAAAACUAGCCGUUGCUCUCUGCUUUGUUUUUCAAUUGUCAUAAAAACCCUAACUAUAUUACUUUCUCCCCCAAACAAUCAAUCAAACAUUCAAACCAAUUUGUUAGAAACUUCAAAAUCAUUUUUCUUUGUUUUUUGAAAUCAGAUUUAGGAUAUGGCGUCAAGAACAGCGUCGAAAGACAUAAUCACGCUUCGUGGUUCAGCCGCAAUCGUCAGUGAAUAUUUCGGUUAUGCAUCUAAUAGCAUUUUGUACAACAGAGGAGUAUAUCCUGAAGAAAGUUUUAAAAAAGUGAAGAAAUAUGGACUCACAAUGUUGCUUACUGAAGAUGAAGGUGUCAAGACCUUCAUUUCCAACUUGACUGCCCAACUCGCCGAGUGGUUGGAAACUGGAAAGCUACAAAGGGUGGUUCUUGUGAUCAUGAGCAAGGCCUCCGGUGAGGUAUUAGAGAGGUGGAAUUUCAGUAUCGAAACUGAUAGCGAGGUUGUUGAGAAAGGCGUUUCAAGAGAGAAAAGUGAUAAAGAAAUAAUGAGGGAAAUUCAAGCAAUUAUGAGGCAAAUAGCGUCCAGCAUCACUUAUUUGCCUUGCCUUGAGGAACCAUGUGUGUUUGACGUAUUAGCAUACACUGAUACCGAUGUUGCAGUUCCAUUCACUUGGAUUGAGAGUGACCCUAAACUGAUUGCAAAUCCACAAAUGGUGAAACUGCACUCUUUUGACACCAAGAUUCAUAAGGUUGACACUUUGGUUUCGUAUAAAAAUGAUGAUGAAUGGGAUGAGUCCUAGAUCAUCCGUGUUGUACUUUUACUUUGGUUGUCAUUGUUGUACUUUACUUUUGGUUUUCCUUGUGAAUCAUUGAUUCACAUUUUGUAUGUUGAUUGUGUAAACCUUUGAAAUCUCUGUUAGUAUCUUCAAUGAAGUCUGAACAAAUUUGAACAA